This is a messenger RNA of Olea europaea var. sylvestris, 1465 nucleotides long. RefSeq lists its product as uncharacterized. The transcript is spliced from 2 exons. The annotation marks the transcript as partial. Lineage: Eukaryota; Viridiplantae; Streptophyta; Magnoliopsida; Lamiales; Oleaceae. The record is from RefSeq and is a predicted model, not a curated record.
AAAAAGGUAGGAGUAUGAAAGACCAACUGAAUGAAAAUGCUGUAGAUUAUAUGAAAAGUAGUACGGGUUCUCUACAAUUCUCUGUUGCUGCCAAUUCGAGCUCUUCAAAGGUUUCUGGGUCAUGUAAAAACAAACCCAGUGUCCAUGAAAUGAAAGGUUCCCCUGUUGAAUCAGUGUCUUCAUCCCCUUUUAGGUAUCCUGAUGCAGAUAAGUUCUCAUCAGCAGGAAGGAACCCUGUUCACAAAGAUGAGUUUCAGGAUAGUGGGAUUUUGACUAUGGCCAGUCCAGGAAGCUUUUGGGGUGUUAAAGAUAAUGGGGGUGAUGAGCGACCUGGAAUGGUGAUAAAUGACACAGUUCACAACGUCACCCAUCACAAUUCACGAGAGUCCCGUGUGCUUGAAUUUCCAAAUAGGGAUUUGAGUCAACCAUCUGAUGGUAAGGUCAAGGCAGAGAGUUUAACUUGUCCUGAUUUUGGUACUGAACAUGUUACCAAUGUCUAUAUAGAUUGCUUAGGUCAAGGUAAUGAGGAAUGCCAAGAUGAAGAAAGAACAAAUACUCAGACCAGUGGGCAUCAGACAAAGAAGUCUGGAAAGGGGUAUUCUUCGCGGUCUAAAGACAAGUAUCAUAAUUCUAGAUCAGACAUUGAUAAAGGUAAAAACAAGAUUUCAAAUUCUUCCCUUGAAUCUGUUGAUCAUUUGCAUUCCUACGAGGAAAAAUUGAAGAGCAGACAAAACAAGUGUGACGAAAAAUUUGUCACUCCUGAUAAGGUGGACAAGAUAUUCAUUUCAAAGAGUGAUUCUGCUAAAGGAAUAUUGAGUGAUAAUGAUAAAGGAGAAAGUCAGCUAAAAUUUGCAGGCUAUAAUGGUUCAGAUGUUACUAAAGGCCAUGAUAAGAAGCAAAAACUUCAGCGGGACCAUGAUGACGAAAAAUCAUCCAAAAAGCUUGCAUCAGGUACAAGCGACAGGGUGGGGUUUGAAUCCAAUGGGAGAGGGAAGUCACACUCACUGCCACCCUUAGCGAGAGGACAGGCUGAAACAAGUAUGUCUGGAUCUAAGAAAGAAAAUGGAGAAAACAUUUCGGCAAAUGAUGCAUUUGAAAAUGGUGAUGCCUCAAAGGCAUAUAGACAGGGUAAAAAAGCCGAGAUGAGUGGAAACCAGCCCUUUAGUAUGAGACAUCCCACUCCAGAAGUGCACAAGGGUCGGGAUGUUGAAGCCCCAAGUCCUAAUCGAAGGGAUUCCUCCAGUCAUGCUGCUAUGAAUGCUGUAAAAGAGGCAAAAGCCGUUAAACACAUGGCUGAUCGUCUCAAGAGUUCUGGAUCAACUGAAAGUACAGCCCUGUAUUUUGAAGCUGCCCUCAAAUUCCUCCACGGCGCAUCUUUGUUAGAAUCUGGAAACAGCGAGAGAACCAAGCAUAAUGAGACAAUUCAGUCAACUCAAAUGUAUAGUAGCACAGCAAAACUCUGCGA